CGUCUUACAGAGACUAGACAUUAAGCUCAUUCCAAAGUGUGAGAACUUUUUGUGCAAAAAGAAAUAUCGCCGGCUAGGGAAACAAGUCAAUUAUGCACGAGUCAAGCCACAAGUAAUGGGUGGCCAACUCCUGGCCUGUGUUCCAUGUUUGUGUCUCUAGAGAUUUAUGGAAAGCAAUUUCCAUACAAUUUCGAUUUGGAUAAAAGAAAGACAAAGCUGUACAAAAAGAAAAGAGCAGAACAAAGUUCUCAGGUGUACCAGCUUACACUUUCAGUCGGAGAGGAACUUGUUAGUAUUUUACUAGCUUGUGGCAGUAACACUUUAAAACUUUUAUUUCUGUCUCACAUGAUAUAGAGUAUUUAGAAUACUGGUUGGAGCUCCUAGGGUGGAAGCUGCACUAUUAGUGAAGUGGCAGUAGAAAACAAAAUGGGCUAAAAGGUUUUCUUAUGAGAUGGACAAAAGAACUGACAUCUGAGAAUUAUGAAAUUUGUUGUGUGAAGGAUGAAAAAAGUCAAAUAGUUGACAUUUUAUAUUGAUGUUUUGGAUAUACCACUUUAAAUAUCAAAUGAACAAAAACAUUUUUUCUUUUUAAUGUUGGAUCUUGUGUUUUAAUAAUUGUGCAUAACUACAAGAUGAAGAUUUGCAAAAGAACAUCAAGACAUCAAAUGCAUCCAUCAAGUAUUUAGAACAUAACUUUUGUUUCCUUUCAAAAUGGAAGUUUCUGUUACAUGUUUUUGGUGCCUGUUUUUAGCAUUUCUUCUUCAGACAUCUGAAACAUAUUCAGAAAGAACUAAUUCCUGUGAUGUCAUGAUAGACGAAUGCAUAUAUAACGUCCAAAUCCGAUCAACAGAGAUUUGCAAGAAGCAGUCAACAUCAAGACGGAAAAGGGCUGACAGUGUCACUCUAGAGAGACUGGAAAACGCACCACUGACACCAAAAGAUUUUCACCAACUGUCGAAGAAACUCAUCCGAAUAACGGAACAAAUGUCCGUGCGUAUUUUACGCUGGUGGCGAAAACUUGACAAGAAGAUAGAUGCUAUGACUGGCAGCAGCCAUCAGAGACGGUCACUGGAACGGAAUAAUGGCUGCCCGGAUCAUUUCGUCGGUUUGAAGAACUGGCCAUCCUGUUACCUGUUCUCCAAGUUUAACACCUCCUGGUACAAUGCCAAAGACUUCUGUAUGGCAUUUGACAGUGACCUUGUUGCCAUGGGAACUGUCAAAGAGCAUUUCUUGUUGACAUUUUUCAUAAAAAAUAAUCUAGCUAUAAACCGUGAGGCCGGGUGGUGGACGAGUGGGAGUUUCUUGGGCACCACCAGACAGUGGAUGUGGACAUCGCAGUUCUACACCAAGCCGUUCACGUUCAUCAAGUGGGGCGAGGGCGAGCCCAACGAGGACGGGUCGCAGUGCAUGCUGCUCAAGGCCGAGGACGAUCACCUGUGGCACGACCAGAUCUGUACACGGCGCUUCAACUUCAUUUGUGAGAUCCAGACCAAGGAUUCAUCAUAAAGCUUUCAACUUCAUUUGUGAGAUCAAGACCAAAGAUUCAUCAUAAAGAUCUGUACACAGCACUUCAACUUUAUUUGUGAGAUCCAGACCAAGGCUUCAUCAUAAAAAUCUGUACACGAUCAAGACCAAGGAUUCCUUAUAAACAUCUGUACACAGUGCUUCAACUUCAUUUGUGAGAUUCAGUCCAAGGAUUCCUCAUAAAUAUUUGUACAGAACACUUAACUUCAUUUGUGAGAUUCAGACGAAGGAUUCAUCAUAAAGAUCUGUACACAGCACUUCAACUUCAUUUGUGACAUUCAAACCAAGGAUUCAUCAUUAAUAUUUGUACAGAACACUUAACUUUAUUUGUGAAAUCCAGACCAAGGAUUCAUCAUAAAGCUUUCAACUUCAUUUGUGAGAUCCAGACCAAAGAUUCGUCAUAAAGAUCUGUACACAGCACUUCAACUUUACUUGUGAGAUCCAGAACAAGAAUUAAUCAUAAAGAUCUGUACAGAACAGUUCAACUUCAUUUGUGAAAUCCAGACAAUGGAUUCAUCAUAAAGCCUCAUCUUUAUAUUUGUGAAAUCAUUAUAAAGAUUGAACUUUAUUUGUGAAAUUCAGACAAAUGAUUCAUCAUAAAGCCUCAUUUUUAUAUUUGUGAAAUAAUCAUAAACACUGAACAUUAUUUGUGAAAUUUAGACCAAGGAUUCAUUAUUAAUCUCCAAUAUACAGACUAAAUAUUUAUCAUGAAGCUUCAACUUUAUUUGUGAAAUUCAGACCAAGGAUUCACCAUAAAGCAUCAUCUUUAUAUUUGUGAAACUCAGCUCAUCAUACUGUAAAAUUCAAUUAUUUGUGAAAUUCAGACCAAAUAUUUAUUAUGGAGCUUCAACUUUAUUUGUGAUAUUCAGACUACAUAUUUAUCAUGAAGUUUCAGUUUUAUUUAUGAAAUUAAAACUACUUAUUUAUUAUGAAGCUUCAACUUUAUUUGUGACAUUCAGUUCAAGGAUUCAUGAUAAAUCUUCAACAUUAUUUGUGAUAUUCAGACUACAUAUUUAUCAUGAAGUUUCAAUUUUAUUUAUGAAGUUCAGACUAAAUAUUUACAAUGAAGCUUCAGUUUUAUUUGUGAAAUUCAGACCAAGGAUUCAUCACAAAGCUACAACUUCAGUAACAAAAUUUACACCAAAUAUUCUGCAUAAUGUUUCAUCUUUAUUUCUGAAAUCAUAAAGUAAAGCUUCAACUUUAUUUCUGAAAUCAUAAAGCUUCAGUUUUAUUUCUGAAAUUCAGACUAAGGAUUCAUGAUAAACUUCAACUUCAUUGUGAAAUUCAGACUAAGAAUUCAUCAUAAAGCUUCAGUUUUACCUGUGAAAGUCAGUUGAGAAUUCUAAAGUAAUAAUUCUUACUGAACACGUGGCCAUGACAAAAUUGUGUCCUUGGAAUUGUGUUUAAGGUUCCAUUGCAUGAAUCUUGCAUUAACCAUGUUUCUACAAACUGCCUGAAAAUGUGUUUCACAUUAUGUAUUUCAAAAUAUAUAAACACUAUUUUAAAUUUUGGGGUUAAAUAAAAUAGUUUUAAACAAAACAAAAUGCUAGAAAAAACAAAAACAUGCACCAUCACUCUGUGCUACCCACCCUUGCUGCAGAUUGCUGUAUCACUUCCCUGAGAAUGAUUGGGCCACAGGUCAGGUCAUAGGGCUUAAUGAGCACAUUUAGGGCAAGCUGUUGUAGCGGACACCUGCCAUAGGCUCAAGUGUCAACUUAUGCUGGUUCCUCCAUCCAGGACAGGAAAGGGUUUGGGGUGGGUGGGAGGAGGGACCGCCAGUGCUGACAAGUGCAAGAAACAACCAACAGCCCGACCAGGGUCGGUAGCGGGUGUGGGCAUUUGUAGUGUUAUUGUAUUUUGAAUGUCCUGCAGGAUUAAGUCCAAAACAUCAAGAUUUGAACAGUUUUCCUGAGGUAAUUGUGGCGCAUAAUUUGGAUCAGUUCAUCGAAAAGAAAUGGAGCUAUUUGAGUAAUUUUGACUUAGUUUACCGAAUUGUAUCUCAUCUGGGCCAAACCUUGCAAGUUGCUUAUAAUGUACAAAUUACUGUAGAUUACUGUACCACCACCCCCUUGGAUAUUGCUCUAUCAACCCUCCCCUCCCCCCCCCCCUCCAACGUGCACUGCCAAUAAUCAGCAGCUUUGGUUUUCUUCUUUCUUAACUAUUGAUAUAUAUUUGUUAUUCAUUUACCUUUUAAAAGUAAUGUGGGUUUUUUCUAUUGUAAUAAUAUUAUCAUUACAUGUUAUGCACCACACUUAUCUAUUAAUUUGCAAGCUUAAUCUAUACAUGGAACCUCAUGAUGUAAAUGAACAGCAUACAGGUAAUUGUAACAG
This is a messenger RNA of Gigantopelta aegis, 3854 nucleotides long. RefSeq names its product C-type lectin domain family 4 member K-like. The record is from RefSeq and is a predicted model, not a curated record. Bases 712 to 1506 code for a protein of 264 amino acids. Gene Ontology annotation, molecular function: signaling receptor activity. The transcript has 2 exons. NCBI's taxonomy places the organism in Eukaryota, Metazoa, Mollusca, Gastropoda, Neomphalida, Peltospiridae.